UCAAACCCGAAACUGUUGCGCGCCUUCGAAGAACCAGAAAGCAGUCGCGCUGUAUUCACGAUUAUCAUUUCUUCCAUCUGGAUACACCUUCGGCUUCGUUAGGAACGGAGAGGCUCCUUUUCCUGUUUGAAAGAGUUUGUCGCGGUUUGCAGUGAUUUACUAACAGUUAGUGAUAGCUAAUAACAGAUUACGACAAGCCCAGUCGAGAGACGCAACCAAGAUUCUAUCGGCUCGGUUUCCGUACUUUACAAAAGCUUGCACUCGCCAUGCUCAUUCUCCCGUUGAAGCCAGCCGUCCGUUUUGAUCUACAAACCGCACUUUCAAAAUGGCUAGACUCGGAUCAAGAAGUCUCGUUUCAACCAUCCAAUCCGUUGCAAUUUGUGCUUCCCAAGCCAGAUUUGUCCGCCGCCGCCUGUCGCGAAGAUCUCUUGCGAUUGCAGUCACUACGCAACUGCGUUACUGAUGUGCUCUUGAAGCGCGAUUCCCACCGAGCGGCACUGGAAGACGAUGGGUUGGCGGAUUGUCACGAGUAUCACGCCACUUUGCUUGAGUUCGAAAAACGUGGGUUCCCCACGCUCGACGAUGAACACAACGGAUUGCGGCUUUUUUGGAAAGGCGCGUGGUCACCCGAGGAGGAACGACACGCAACAUUAACGUGGGAUCGUGCCGUGAUUGAGUUCAAUACUGCAGCGUUGCUAACGGGAAUGGCCGCCGAAUGCUCCGUCACCGAUCGAGCUGCUUGCAAAGAAGCUGUGAAUUACUGUCAAACGGCGGCGAGUAUUCUGGCCGUUCUGAAAGAACUCGUGCAGUCUAUGGACUUUGCCACGGUGGAUUUAAGUCAACCCAUGUUGGCGUUCUGGGAAAAGUAUCUCGUCGCCCAAGCACAAAUGUUCAUUUAUCGCAUGGCCGCUCAGGCCGGAGACGACACCAAGCAUUCGACAUUGUCGGUCUUGUCACAAUCUGCCUUUGCCCUGUUUAACGAAGCGUUGACGGCUGCACAAGACCCACGUUUGGAAUCCGAAGUACCUAAAGAGUCGUCUACAUGGGCCACGUACUGCAAAGUGUCUUCUAUGUUGAGUGUCGCUAAGGCCGAAUACCACCAGGCGGUGGUUCACCGACUAGCGAACGAAUGGGGCAAGGAGAUUGCCCGGUUGCGCGAUUGUCAUUUAAAAUUUGAAACGCUGUCAAAAUUCGUACGGGGCCUGGACGACGAUGGUCCAGUUUCUUAUAUGAGACGCGAGUGCUUGGCCAUUUUGCCAGUCGUUCACGAUCGGUUGCACGAAGCCGACAAGGACAAUUACAAUAUUUACCAGGAAAAAAUUCCUGAAGAAAUGCCCGAAAUCGCCGCCAAACAAUUGGCCAAGAGUAGCGGUGGACUUCCACAAUCAAUGUUGGUUCCCAAGAAGCAGGUCUUUGUAAAUGUAUAAUCGUCGAAGUUUUGCAAUGGCGGCCCCAGCUUCUUCCGCCUUUGACUGUACGACUCACAUAGAAUUCGCCUAACGUGAGAAAUUCUAAGGAUCCAAUGUAUACGUGUACAAAUGCUUUUCGGAUUUAUCUCCGCUUAUAUAAC
This is a messenger RNA of Phaeodactylum tricornutum CCAP 1055/1, 1570 nucleotides long. RefSeq lists its product with no specific name. The coding region runs from base 267 to 1427 and encodes 386 amino acids. The transcript has a single exon. Gene Ontology annotation, biological process: protein transport to vacuole involved in ubiquitin-dependent protein catabolic process via the multivesicular body sorting pathway. Gene Ontology annotation, cellular component: endosome. Lineage: Eukaryota; Bacillariophyta; Bacillariophyceae; Surirellales; Neidiaceae. The record is from RefSeq and is a predicted model, not a curated record.